This is a messenger RNA of Strongylus vulgaris, 495 nucleotides long. The record is from the annotation of a GenBank genome assembly. Lineage: Eukaryota; Metazoa; Nematoda; Chromadorea; Rhabditida; Strongylidae.
UUUCCCAUUAAAAGUUUCCGGGAUUCAUACAACAAGUAUCCUGAGCUUUGGAUGAGGCCUAUCCAGAUUGUAAUCACCCGUCUUCUUCAUGUGACUAUGACAACAUUACAUCAAUACAUGGGUUUGAGUGUUGAGCUAAUGAAAAGGCGACGUGACAAUGCUAUGGAUGAUCGCGCCCGUCAUACGAGUGGACCAGUAAGACCCGGUCCACCAUUGUUACCAGUGGCACAGAAGAAGAUAAAAGAUCCGCGUAUGAGCAGCUCGGAUGAUAGUGUAGAUCAGUUAAGUACCGCUCGACGCUGGUUUGCUGACGCUCUUGGAUUAAUGGGAGCAGAUGGAGCAUCAUUAAUCGAACAGAAGGGCGAUAUAAUUGUUCGCUCGUUUGAUGAGGGAGAAGUCUUGGUAGAACAAGGUUCAGAAGAAGAGCAGCUCAUCCUCGUGCUGUCAGGAUCAUUGAAGUUAUCGCAGGUCAGUUUUUUUGGUGUUUUUUUUUAA